Molecule: messenger RNA, 327 nt
Organism: Gongylonema pulchrum
Lineage: Eukaryota; Metazoa; Nematoda; Chromadorea; Rhabditida; Gongylonematidae
Source: the annotation of a GenBank genome assembly
AUGAGCAUUUGCAGUGCGUCAAACUUAAAUGAAAAUGAGGACAGCUCCGAGGAAAAUCAGGCUCGAACGAGAGGGAAAAUUUGGGUGGUACUUGUGGCCGGUUCCAAUGGAUGGUAUAAUUACCGUCACCAACUCGGCUGUUACGCUGCAUCGCCACCAACACUAUUUGACGUCGGGUCUCGUCGACACCGCUUGGCAGUUGGCCAGAUGUACCGCAUAGCGAUACCUGGCGUUCGGCUAUUAGAUCGCGUGGGCUGGGAAUGUUGCACAUUGAUGGUGGGGGAGUUGAUUGGUGGUGUCCGGAUACGGCUUAGGGGCACGGAUUAG